This is a messenger RNA of Solanum verrucosum, 600 nucleotides long. Its product is annotated as putative inactive cysteine synthase 2. The record is from RefSeq and is a predicted model, not a curated record. Gene Ontology annotation, cellular component: cytoplasm. Gene Ontology annotation, molecular function: cysteine synthase activity. Lineage: Eukaryota; Viridiplantae; Streptophyta; Magnoliopsida; Solanales; Solanaceae. The transcript is spliced from 5 exons. Bases 1 to 600 code for a protein of 199 amino acids.
AUGGAAGCGAAGAGUACUCAUGAGAUCGCGAAAGAUGUCACAGAUCUUAUUGGAAACACCCCUAUGGUAUAUCUCAACAAAAUAGUUGAAGGUUGUGCUGCCCAAAUUGCAGCCAAAUUAGAGUAUAUGCAACCAUCUGCAAGUGUCAAAGACAGGAUUGCAUAUAGUAUGAUCAAAGAUGCAGAAGAUAAGGGCCUAAUUACUCCUGGAAAGAGUGUCCUUCUUGAUGUAACCAGUGGUAAUACCGGCAUUGGGCUUGCAUUUAUAGCUGCAGCUCGUGGCUACAAACUCAUGAUAGUGAUGCCAUCAUCUUAUAGUCUUGAGAGAAGGAUUGUUCUUAAAGCUUUGGGGGCUGAGUUAUACAUUACAGAUCCAGCCAAAGGUUCUGAUGGUGUGCUUCAGAAGGUUCAAGAAAUACUAGAUAGGACCCCAAACUGUCAUUUUCUUCAUCAGUUUGAGAAUCUUGCCAAUCCAAAGAUCCAUUAUGAAACAACUGGACCAGAAAUAUGGAAGAGCACACGAGGAAAAGUUGAUAUUUUCAUUGCAGGGAUUGGGACUGGAGGCACCGUGACGGGAGCAGGAAGAAGAAUCCAGAAAUAA